AUGAACCUGUUCGGGCGCAAGUCGGCGGCGCCCGCGCGCACGGGGCCCGUGGCGACGGCCGAGACGAUCCGCAAGCUGCGCGAGCAGCUGGAGUCGCUGGAGAAGCGCGAGCUGCACAUCGUGAAGAAGAUCGCGCUGCAGCUGCAGGAGGCCAAGCAGAAGAGCGCCGCCAAGGACAAGCGCGGCGCCAUCUUCGCGCUCAAGCGCAAGAAGAUGUACGAGGCCGAGGUGGAGAAGCUGCAGGGUGCGCGCAUGACGCUGGAAACGCAGGUCAUGACGCUCGAGAGCGCGCACGUCAACAUGGAGACGUUCACGGCGCUGCGCUCGGGCGCCGAGCAGAUGAAGGCCAUCCACGGCCAGAUGAACGUGGACAAGGUGGACAACAUCAUGGACGACAUCCAGGAGGAGAUGGCCACGGCGGACGAGAUCGGCCGCGCCAUCUCGCAGCCGCUGGGCUCGCAGCUCUACGACGACGACGAGCUCGAGGACGAGCUGCGCGAGAUGGAGGAGCUCGAGCUCGAGGAGAAGACGCUGGAGCCCAUCGCCGUCACGCCCGCAGAAGCUGCGGUGGCCGCGGCCAGAGCUCCGCCCGCGCCUGUUGCAGCAGCAACUGCAGCGGCCGCCGCCGCUGCGCCUUCGGCCCCGCUCGCUCCUUUAGCGCAGUAUAAUUUGCCGGACGUGCCAACACACACCGUGGAAUCCAACAUCAACGUGGUGGGCAACGCGGACGAAGACGAGCUGGAGGCGCUGCGGAAGCUGGAGGCGUCCAUGGCGUUGUAG
Molecule: messenger RNA, 780 nt
Organism: Phytophthora sojae
Lineage: Eukaryota; Oomycota; Peronosporomycetes; Peronosporales; Peronosporaceae
Exons: 1
Coding region: 1-780 (259 amino acids)
Biological process (GO): vesicle budding from membrane; late endosome to vacuole transport via multivesicular body sorting pathway
Cellular component (GO): multivesicular body; cytoplasmic side of plasma membrane; ESCRT III complex
Source: RefSeq, a predicted model, not a curated record